AUGAGCGACCACGAUUCCAGGAUCACGCCAGACCAGCAGGUGCUGGACAGCGAUGCCGUCGCCCUGCAAGAGUCUAAGCUGCAGAGGGGGGAGGGGUGCGCCGACGACCCGCUGUGGCGGGACGCGGACGGCGACGGCUGCGAGAUCUACCGGUUCGCCAUCGAGUCCGGGAAGGGCACGAGGGAGCUGAUCUGCAACGGCGGCGGCGAGAACCCGCCCUCCGUGGCGCUCCGCGGCGCUCCCAGGGCAUGGGUGGCGGAUGCCACCGCGCGGGUGUUCUGCCCCGUCACGUGCGGUGUGUGCUGA
Prorocentrum cordatum is the source of this 306-nucleotide messenger RNA. NCBI's taxonomy places the organism in Eukaryota, Dinophyceae, Prorocentrales, Prorocentraceae. The record is from the annotation of a GenBank genome assembly.